AUGAUGCAGCCCAGUUUGAGCUCUGGGCAGCAGAUUCCUGCCUCGGGGCAGCUGAAGCAACCUGUCCUGACCGACGCACAGCGUGGCGCAGAAGCGCUGUUUACUACGAAAACUAUCUCUGAGAUCCGCGAGAUUGAAGUCCGAACCAGGAAGGACAUUGAGCAGAAGAAGCUGCAACUGAGGAAUCUUGUUGGAGACUCGUACAGGGACUUGAUCGACAGCGCGGACAAAAUCCUUGCUAUCGCCAACAAUACCACAACCAUCCUCAACAAUGUCCGCAGCAUCCAGGAAUCAUUUACCAGCCUGGCCCACAACUUCACCUCAUCGGAUGCGCUGCUCAAUGAAAAGCGUGACUCGCUCACCAAGCAUGAGGAAUUAUACGCCGUGGGCUCCCGCGUCAAGUAUCUGGUGGACACGCCCGAGCUGAUCUGGGGCUGCCUGGAUGCCCGCCGCUACUUGGACGCCUCUCGUCGCUUCCUGCGGGCCCAGCACGUGCACGACCUGCUGGCCUCCAAUUUCUCCCCCGCCGCGCUGGCCAAGUUUCCCCUGCUGCGGCACCACUGGCCCACCGUCACAAAAUUCAAGAAGCAGGUGGUGGAUGCGGUGCAGUCGGUAAUGGUGGGGGAGCGGCAGGUGUCCACAGACAUGGCGGCGGACCUUCUGACGUCGCUAGCCUCUCUGCAAGGCAUGGACUCAGCGGCACUGCUGCAGGCGUUUCUCGCAUCUCGUCGCGCGAUGGUGGGCCAGCUGGUAGCCAGCGCAACGGCGGCCUCGGGCGACGCUGCCCCGGCAGCCGCCGCUGAGGUCCUCUCGGCCCUGGCACAGGCAGCCCAACUCACCAUUGCGCAGGUCGGCGAGCUCUUCCUCCCUGCCGUCAGCCCCGCCGGCGGCCGCGGCGCCGUUGCCGCAGGCCCCGACGCGACCUGCCUGCUGCAACAGCGCUGCCGGGAGGAUGAGGCCGAUUACUCCGAGCUGCUCUUCGGGGGCCGUACCAACUCUAAUGCCGCCGCUGCCGCAGCAGCAACGGCGCCGGCGGCACCGGAGGCAGACGCCUGGCGGCGCACAAAUCGUUCUGUGGUGGAGAACCUGGCAGCGCUGUCGUCUGGGCAAGUGGAGCACGCUUGUGUGAACUGGCUGCGUGCGGUAGCGGAGGACUUCAGCUCUCAAAGCUCACGGCUGCUGGCUGGGCUCACCACGGCGGCGGCGCUGGUGGAGGUGGAGGCUCAGGUCCGCGGCGCCAUCGCGUCGUGGCAGCACCCGGGCUUUGCCGCCGCCGCCGCGGGGGGCCCGGGAGCGGCACGCGGCGCCGGCCACGGCGCGGCCAAGCGCGCCCGCAUGCUGCACCACCACUCCGGCUUGUUGCUGUCGCCGACGGCGGCCUCAGCGGGCACUGACGCUACCACCGCUACCGCUCCCGGUGCCCUCUCCAGUGAUGCCGAUGCGCCGCACCUGGGCAGCUGGGAGGCGGUUGCGGAGUGGGUGGUGGGCCGGCAGCUUAAUGUCUGGCAGGAGGUCUUCCACCAGCCUUUUGUUGUACGCUCCAAGGAGCUGAUCGAGGAGGGCUUUGCGGCGGUGGGUCGCGCUCUCGACGGUCCGCUGGACCAGUGCCUGCGUGCCGCCGCAGAGGCGGAGCCGGAGCCAGCGGGAUGCAUCAUCACACGCUCCUGGCCACUGGACGGCUGCGACAGCACCUCGGCGGCAGUGGCGGAUGACCCACAUGGUGUCGGCCGCGCUAGGUCGAGCUCGAUAGGCCGCAGUGCUGAGUUGUGGGUUGGCGGGGGCGAGGCUGCUGGUACGGUGGCGACUGGCAGCGCCAUUGGCGAUAGUUGCGGCAGCGGCGCUGGAACAGCAGCAAGCAGCAGGGCAUACCGGCAGCAGAUGUCGGUCAUCCAAAGGAAGUUUGAUGAGGACCUGCGCUCGAUCCUGCAGGCUGCCCUGCUGCUUGUGGGCACUGCUGAUGCAGCCGUGUGGCCGCCCGGUAUACACUCCACACCUGUCUCCGCGUCGCCCUCGUCGGCAUCGCUACCCCGAGUCGCCUCGGAUGCAGUCACGGUUAGCGGUGGCAAUGGCGGCGGCAACACCCUCCAGGCCGUGGCGCACUCACACCACCACCAUCACCACCAUCGUUCCUCGUUGCAUGCACUGGCGGCAAUGAAACGUGAUAUGCAGGGUAGCAGGGCGGCCGAGCUGGAGCCGUUUGUGCAGUCCAAAUGCAUAGAGCUGGUCACCGCCAUCGCAGCCAGGCUGCAAGCCCGUUUGGACCAGCUAGGGCAGCCACGGGAGGGCCCCGCGGGGGCCGCCACCGCCGAGCUGGUCGUGCUGCUGGGCCGGCUGGCGUCGGCGCUGGCUGCGGACUCGCGUUACCUGCCGGUCGUGCUAGGCCCGCCGGAGGCCUGGAAGGUAUGGCUGCAGCAGGGUGGGAGGGCCGCCGCCUGCGCCGGAGCCGGCACUGGGGGCACCGCUGCAACGGUCGUCGGCCGCAUAGCGGCAGGCCGCAUGGGCGGCGCGCGCGGCGCCGCUGCCAACGCGCGCCUGGCCGGCGUGCUGGAGAAGCUUCGCACCGCGGCCGUAGCCGCGUACCGCAGCUGGGCGACCUGGGCAGCCACCAGCCUGGCUGGGGAGCUGCGGGCGCUGGUGCUGGCUGACGACCUGCUCUGCGUUAAUGCAAUCCCGCUGUCUUGGCAGGAGACGGUCAUCGUGUCGGAGGCGGAGAACGCGCUAGCAGAGCCCAUUGCGGACAUGCGUUUCUCUCUGCCCGCAUCACCCUCCGUGCCCGUGCUGCUGCUGCUGUCGGCCGCGUGCGCGGAGGUGCGGCGAGCGGGUGACCACAAAAUCGCUCCUGAAGCUCUCCAGGCCUUCGAGUGGGAGCUCUACCGCGCUGUCACCUCUACCUACUCGCAGCUGCUGCAGCCCGGCACAGGCGCGCUGCACGUGCGUGGCGUCACCGAGAAGGGCAUACUGCAGCUGCUGCUGGACGUGCGCUUCCUGCGAGACGUGUUGGUGGGUGGAAGGCCCGUCACAGCGCGCAGCAGCGCAGCGACCACAGGCUCCACGCAGGGCUCGGCAGCAGCCGCGGCGGCGGCGGCUGCCGCCGCUGCCAGCGGAGCCGGCCUGACGUCGUUGGGUUCGGGCCUGCUGCCGGCUCCUGAGUUGGCGGACCCGACUUUGGUUUCGGCGCUGGCGGAGAGGAAACGGGAUGGAGCGGCGCUGGAGCAGCUGCUGCAGGACUGUUUGGACCCCAUUGACUGGGCCACCUACGAGUCCUACCUAUGGGCCAACGAGGCACGUUACUUCCAGCGGGUGUCCAUUAUCUUUGGCGUCCUCAUACAGCUGCAGAGAGCGCACCCCGAGCAGGCGGCAAAACUGGCGGCCUCGGGGCUUCAGGAUUUCAACCCGCUUAACGUGCUGCCCGUCGCGCCGCGCUUCCAGUACCUGCCCAUCUCCGCGCCAGCGCCCGCGGCGCAGCAGCCCGGCGCUGUAACAACCACGAGCGCAGCUGCAGCAGCGGGGGCUCCGGGGUAUGGCGGCUCUGCUUCCAGUGCCGCCGUGGGUUCAGUGGCAGCCGCACGUCUUCGACCGAGCAUGGGUGUGCGCAAUCGCGGGGCAACCGGCUCUCCGGACUCUUUGGACACCUACUCCUUCGCGGACCUGGGCAGUGCGCGCAUGGGGAAGGGCGCCAUUGCUGGAGGCGGCUCGGCAGCGGUCUCAGAGGCAGCUGCGCCCUCGUCGGCGCAGUCGGCCGCUUCGGUGGGAGCGGCAGCGCUGAGCGCAUUGCAUGCGCGCUUCCAGGCGGGCUCGUUGGGCACCUUCGGCUCCCUACUGGGCGACAAGGCUGCGGAGGUGACGGCCAUGGCGCAGCAGCGGUUUGGAGAGUUUGGGGACUACCUGCCCACAUCGGCACUGGGUUCUGCAGGUGGCCUGCUGUCAAGUCUGGCUAAGAACGUGGUCAAGAAGUAGCCAGUAGGGAUAUGUAACUUGCAGAGGGGCGGCGAGCGCACAACGGAUACUUUUUCACGAUGUAAACUUGCAAUAUGAAUGGGGACCUCCCCUUCUUAUCGAUCAGCUUGUACGAUGGGCGCUGUGCUGGGCAUGACUUGAGGCGAGCUGUGACUGAAUGGCGCUGAGCGUGGGCCAGAGCGGGGAAGAAAUAUGUGCGGUACAGAACCUAUAUGGAGGGCUGCUUGGUUGAGGGCUUUGAGCGUUAGGGGUCGUUAUGUAGGGAGUUCAGAUUGCAGAGUUUGGUAAGGCGCUAUCUUUC
This is a messenger RNA of Volvox carteri f. nagariensis, 4258 nucleotides long. RefSeq names its product component of oligomeric golgi complex 1 (gene cog1). The coding region runs from base 1 to 3957 and encodes 1318 amino acids. Gene Ontology annotation, cellular component: Golgi apparatus; COG complex. The transcript has 18 exons. The record is from RefSeq and is a predicted model, not a curated record. NCBI's taxonomy places the organism in Eukaryota, Viridiplantae, Chlorophyta, Chlorophyceae, Chlamydomonadales, Volvocaceae. Gene Ontology annotation, biological process: intra-Golgi vesicle-mediated transport.